Molecule: messenger RNA, 1166 nt
Organism: Chironomus riparius
Lineage: Eukaryota; Metazoa; Arthropoda; Insecta; Diptera; Chironomidae
Source: the annotation of a GenBank genome assembly
CACAGAUGUCACUUGCUUUGUUAAUUAAUGAAGUUAUUCAGGUUAAAAAUGCUCUUUUGAAUCAUUUCCACUUAUGUAUAUACAAAUUAAUUCUAGAGUUCGUUCACUUCUGAUAUUUGGACCUCAUCCCAUCAAUUUUCAACAUCAUAAGUGAAUGAACCAUCGAGUUUGUAUAUAAACAAUAAAAACAUAUGAUCCAUCAACGCAAUCUGUUUACAACUCGUCCUUGAGAAUUUGAUUCUGCGCAAAUCCAUUAGUAAAAUUGAGACUCAUAAAUAGCUUUUGAGCAUUUACUCAAUUUUCUCUUCUUAAAAACUCAAAAACAUUCAAUAUCAAUUAUGAUUUGUUAACAUUUGAAUUGAAAAUUUUGAAGAAUUUUAAAAUAAUAUUUAUUAGAGUAUUUAAAACAUUUUAAAUGUUAAAUUAAAUAAUGUCAGAAGGUUCGUCAGGCAAUGAUACUAAAGACCUGGAACCAAAACCUGAUGGAUAUAAUGCAUUAUUUGUUUUUGCAUUUGUGAUUUUCAUUUUGUGUGUUUAUUCUUGCUUCGAAAAUGAUUCUAAUAUUGAGCCCAAUGAGGAUUAUUUAGAUCGAGUCCUUCGAGAGCGAAGAGCGCGAGCAUCAAUAAGCAACCGUCCAGUUCCAAGCUAUUGUCUUGAACGAGUAGCGACUGAAGUAAAUACAAAUAAUCUCUUAGCAGCUGACUCUUAUUCGGAUGAUAGUCCAAUUUUGUCAAUGAAUUCUGCCAUUCGAACCAUCAACAUUAAUAUCGAUCAUUCAACAUCAAGACACCAACGAGCAUCAUUACCUCUAUUUGAUAACAUUUCAUCCGACCUUCCAAGCUAUGGAGAAGCGAUGAAUCAAUUAUUCGACAUUCAUCAUGGUUCACACUCAUCAGAAUUUCCAUGCACUAGUCAACCACAACGACCAACAUCACUUUAUAUCUCAUCAAAUUCACAUCAACCGCCAACGCCUACUAGAAUUAAUAUAACUCAGGGUAAUGACCUCCCAAGCUACGGAGAAGCUAUGGCACUUUUAGCAUCGAAGCAGUCCAACUGUCAAUAGAUAUAAAAAUGAAAUUUAAGCUUAUGAUGAUUUUAUACAAAAAAAAAUUUGAGAGCUUUUUAUAAAAUUGAAAUAAAUGUUAAUAAUUUUUGUUUAAAUGGAA